This is a messenger RNA of Exophiala dermatitidis NIH/UT8656, 1233 nucleotides long. RefSeq lists its product as uncharacterized. The transcript has a single exon. The record is from RefSeq and is a predicted model, not a curated record. NCBI's taxonomy places the organism in Eukaryota, Fungi, Ascomycota, Eurotiomycetes, Chaetothyriales, Herpotrichiellaceae. Gene Ontology annotation, biological process: mRNA splicing, via spliceosome. Gene Ontology annotation, cellular component: U2-type spliceosomal complex. Bases 1 to 1233 code for a protein of 410 amino acids.
AUGGGUGGCGAUCUUAACCUCAAGAAAUCAUGGCACCCUUCGCUCAUGAGCAAUCAGAAGAGGGUAUGGGAGGAGGAAAAGAAGGCUCUAGAGGAGCGCAAAAAGAUCGAGCAGAUUAUGAAGGAGCGAGCAGAGGAAAGACAAAUCCAAGAGAUUCAGGAACUACAAGAGGCAGCUGGCGGGAAAAAGCGACAGGCUCGUGUCGACUGGAUGUAUUCCGGUCCCUCGGAUGGGCAGGCCGGCACCACCGAGGAGAUGGAGGGGUAUCUCCUGGGAAAGAGGCGGAUUGAUGGACUAUUGAAAGGCAACGAGAGCCAGAAAUUGGAAAAGGCGGCCACGCAGGAUUCCUUCAUGGCUGUGCAAAAUGCGAAUACUGCAAGGGAUACGGCGUCCAAGAUCAGAGAGGAUCCGCUGCUUGCAAUCAAGAGGCAGGAGCAAGCGGCUUACGAGGCUAUGAUGAACGAUCCCGUUAAAAGAAGAAUGUUGCUUAAGGCCGCAGGAAAGGAGGAUGGCGAAGCUGACCGUGAGCGAGAACGAAAACGGAGGAAGCACCAUCACCAUCGGCAUCAUCAUCACCGACACCGCGAUGAUGAUCGUGAUCGCGACGGCGACCGGGACAGACGUGAAAGGUCUUAUUCUCACCGGAGAGAAGACGACGAAGAUCGCUCUGCACGGAGCCGGCACCGGAGGCGGAGAUCAUAUACACCGUCCCAAUCGCGUUCCCCAUCACGAGCUCGGUCGCCUCGUCGUCGUGCUGAAAAAUCUAGAUCACGGUCACCUUACCGCCGUCGACGAUCCUACACGCCGGACGAUAGACGCAGGCCACGGUCGCGAUCUCCGUCGCUGACACGAUCGCCUCCUCGGCGAAACGGUCACAGCGAUCGAGCCGGCAAAAUUCAAACUCGACCUUCGCCAAGGCCAGUACGUCCUCGGUCUCCGGGUGACCGUCGCGACACAAAGAAUUCAGACAUAGAUGCGGCCGAAAGAGCGGCGAAGCUGGCGGCUAUGCAACAGGACGCGUCGGAGCUCGAUCGGCAACGAGAACAGAGACUGGCGGAAAUAGCUGAACGAGAGCGGGCUGAGAGAGAGCGCGAUGAAGCGAUUCGGGCGCGGAAUGCUAAAUAUGGUGGCCGUGCCGAUUUCGUCAACAGCUUCCACAAGAAAGCGGGUGAUAUGAGUUUAAGCCAGCGUAUGGGCAGGAAUGGUGUUUCACAGAGGGAAGAUGAGGAAUGA